GAGAGAGAGAGAGAGAGAGAGAGAGAGAGAGAUAGAGAUGAGGACGAACGCACAUAGAGGGAGUUCAGAGUUGGAAGAUGGCAAUCCAUGGAUAUUGCCAUCACGGGUCUGCUACUGUGGGAAGGUUGCAAAAAUUCAGACUUCGUGGACCUCUUCACAUCCAGGACGAAGAUUUUAUGUUUGUGCGCAGAAACGUUGUCAAAUGUGGGAGUGGGGUGACCCUGUUAUGUGCAAUAGAUCUAAGCAAAUAAUUCCAGGACUGCUGAGGAGAAUUAACAGUUUGGAAGCAGAAAAAAAGAAAGGGAAUUCGAAGCUGAAAAACCCAUGGUUUUGGGUGUCAUUGUGCAUGUUUGGGGUUAUUUUGUGCUUGAUUUUGAAUGAAGAUAAAGGCACAAAUGGGCAGCUGUAGAAAUGGAUGGGUAGUUGGCAUUUUGUAAGGGCUAGAAAGGGAUGAGUGCUUGGCAUUUUGUAAUGGUUAGAAAGAUGGGUAAUUGGCAAUUUGUAAUGGUGAGAAAGAGAUGGGUGAUUGACUUUUUGUAAGGGUAAGAAAGGGUGUGUAAUUGACAAUGUAAGAACUGUUUUGGUGAAUGAAAAUGCAAGCUGUCAUUUUGACCAUUGAAAUAGUAACUAUCACACCAAAUGAACUGCACUUCAAAGGCCAAAAUAUACAACAUUUGAAUUCACAUGUGAUUACAUAAAAGCUUGUCCAAAUUCAGUUUCAAAAAUACAUCUUCAUCCAUUCACUUCAUAUCAAAAUCAGUUCAACAAUAUACUAGCAAACAGAUUGCAAACC
Molecule: messenger RNA, 793 nt
Organism: Prunus persica (peach)
Lineage: Eukaryota; Viridiplantae; Streptophyta; Magnoliopsida; Rosales; Rosaceae
Exons: 2
Coding region: 38-409 (123 amino acids)
Molecular function (GO): zinc ion binding
Source: RefSeq, a predicted model, not a curated record